Microthlaspi erraticum is the source of this 822-nucleotide messenger RNA. Lineage: Eukaryota; Viridiplantae; Streptophyta; Magnoliopsida; Brassicales; Brassicaceae. The record is from the annotation of a GenBank genome assembly.
AUGUAUCUCGACGAGAAGCUCCAGAAAGAGGCGGAGAGAUCGGAGAUGGAGGAGAGAAAAGGGAACGAUGUCGAGAAAGACAUCGGAGGGUCCGUUUAUCCUCCUCCGGUAAGCCUCUUCAACCUCUCAUCCGCUUCUCUCCUCCUCUCUAAGAACUCUAUCCACCCUCGCUAUCCCCCCCGCUACGGUGUAAGCGAUAUAGCACGAAGAUUCACCUAUGCCGAGAAAGGCAAAGGCAUUGCUCCCUCUGUCUCCCCCAAUCCUCGCCUCCGCAUUCGAGCCCCAGCCAUGGAUACGUCUGACCUGGUUCAGAAGAAUGCUCUGACGCUCAUUGGCCGGCUAACCAAUCCUGCGGAACAACUCAUGCGCUCAAUGCUCCCCUAUUUCUCUAAUAAGUGGGAACUCCGAGGCAACGUCCUUGGCUCAGAUCUGGGAAACGGGAACUUCCAAUUCCGGUUUGACUAUGACGACGACCUCAGGAAGGUCCUCGAAAACAGGCCCUACCAGUACUCAAGAUGGAUGCUCAUCCUGGAAAAAUGGGAACCGGUUAUCUCACCCCUUUUCCCGUCUCAGAUCCCCUUCUGGAUCUCACUCCGAGACCUCCCUCUCCAUUAUUGGAAACGAGAACUCCUCCUUAGUAUCGGAGACAAGAUAGGGAAGCUCCAGACCUAUGAGCUGACUGCUACAGCGGCAAAAAUUCGGGUGGAAGUUAAUGGGUUGAACCUAUCACAAAAGAGGCAGUGGUGGAAUUUGAAGGAGGCCAUGAAGCGUUGGUUACUCUCGAGUACCACAAGCUGGACAAACACUGCCUUUACUGCCUGA